AUGGCAUUUAAUGUUACUUAUGCAGACACGCUUCAUCAACAUGUUGUGAUGUGGGUCGAUCCAUCUAUUGGUGAAGUAGGUGACAAUGAAAGAAUGAAAGAACGUUUUCGUCGUGUUACACAUCCAUUAUAUACCUUUAUUGAUGCUGCGUCAGCCGUCAAGUUUAUUGAAGAACAACGUGAUGCUGGUAAAGCUGUUUUUCUUAUAACUUCAGGCCGUUUGGCUCGUGAAUUAGUACCACAAGUAUAUGAUUUUCCAUGUGUUAUUACAAUAUUCAUAUAUUGUGCUAAAAUAAAAGACUACAUAGAUUGGGCGACAGAUUACAUCGAGAAGGUGCUUAUGUUUGAUUUUGAUGAAGAAUUACUUAUUCGAUUAACUAAUGAGAUCGCUAAUUAUUUGGAAGAAGAAGCAAAAAAGUAUGAAAAUAAUGGUAACGUGAAAAGUGCCUCUGGAUUACUUGAUUGGGCUGCUUGGUUAUAUAAUGAUGCGAGUACGUUAGAACAAACUGCUUGCAGAGCGAUUCUUGAAAAUAUUAGAAAACGUCGUCAGAAACUUAAUAUUGAUCAUCAAAUCGCGCAUCCUAAUCAAUUCAACAAUCAAUAA
This is a messenger RNA of Adineta steineri, 603 nucleotides long. Lineage: Eukaryota; Metazoa; Rotifera; Eurotatoria; Adinetida; Adinetidae. The record is from the annotation of a GenBank genome assembly.